Neoarthrinium moseri is the source of this 1554-nucleotide messenger RNA. RefSeq lists its product as uncharacterized. The record is from RefSeq and is a predicted model, not a curated record. Bases 1 to 1554 code for a protein of 517 amino acids. Lineage: Eukaryota; Fungi; Ascomycota; Sordariomycetes; Amphisphaeriales; Apiosporaceae. Gene Ontology annotation, biological process: ergosterol biosynthetic process. The transcript has a single exon. Gene Ontology annotation, cellular component: membrane; endoplasmic reticulum. Gene Ontology annotation, molecular function: flavin adenine dinucleotide binding; squalene monooxygenase activity.
AUGAGUACGCACACAGCUACACAACAAGCCCGUGCCGAGCGCCGGUCCACGUAUCAUGAGGCCGACGUCGUCGUAGUCGGCGCAGGCGUCUUCGGGUGCGCCGCCGCCUACGCGCUCGCACAGCAGGGCCGGAGCGUCCUCCUCCUCGAGAGAUGGAUGAAGCAGCCAGACCGCAUUGUCGGCGAGUUGUUGCAGCCAGGAGGUGUUGAGGCCCUUAGGAAGCUCGGCCUGGGCCACUGCAUCGAGGGGAUCGACUCCAUCGUUUGCAACGGCUUCGACGUCAUCUACUUUGGCGACCAAGUGGUGAUACCGUAUCCCAAGAUUCAGGGCCUCAUGGGCGGCUUCGCGAACGGCACGGCAAACGGCACGGCGAACGGCGAGGCGAACGGGCAGGCAAACGGGCAGACAAAUGGACACGCCAACGGUACCGCGCACAGCAAAGAGAAAGACCCGAGGCCACAGGGGCGGAGUUUCCACCAUGGGCGCUUUGUACAAAAGCUACGAGAAACCUGCCUGGCGCAUCCCAACAUCACAGUUGUCGAGACGGAGGCCGUCUCGACGGUCAAGGGCGAGCACACCUCCGAGAUUCUGGGUGUCGAAACUCGGACAGUUGACCCUGCCACCGGUCAGAAGGUCCCCGACUAUUUCUUCGGGCAAUUGACUAUUGUCGCCGACGGCUAUGCUUCUAUUUUCCGCAAGAAGUAUAUUGACAGGACACCAAUCGUGCGCUCCAAGUUCUACGCCUUAGAACUGAUCGAUGCCGACCUCCCACAGCCAAACUUCGGCCACGUCGUCUUGGGCACCGCUUCUCCGGUUCUUCUCUACCAGAUCGGCACGCACGAAACCCGUGCGCUCAUUGAUGUGCCCCUGGAGUGCCCCGCAGCCUCAACAGCAGCGGGUGGCGUUCGCGGCUACAUCACCAACGUUGUCAUCCCCUCGUUACCGCCCCAGGUCCAGCCUGCCUUCCGCGCCGCGCUGGAGAGAGACAACAAGAUCCCGCGCAGCAUGCCCAACAGCUGGCUGCCCCCAUCGAAACAGUCCCACGCAGGUCUACUGGUGCUCGGCGACGCCAUGAACAUGCGACACCCGCUCACGGGUGGCGGCAUGACGGUGGCGCUCAACGAUGUGGUGAUUCUGUCCUCGCUGCUCGCGCCGUCCCAGAUCCCCAACCUGGGCGACAGCGCCGCCGUGCUGCGGGCCAUGGACACGUUCCACUGGCAGCGCAAGUCGCUGACGUCCAUUAUCAACGUCCUCGCGCAAGCCCUGUACUCGCUUUUCAGCGCCGCGGACCCGAACCUGGCCAAGCUGCAGCGCGGCUGCUUUGCCUACUUCCGCAAGGGCAUCACCGACGACCCCAUGGGCCUGAUGGGUGGUCUGAUCCACCGCCCCUUCGUCCUCGCCUACCACUUCUUCGCCGUGGCCUUCCUGGCCAUAUGGAUUGACGCCAAGGCCACGGGGCUCUGGAACAUCCCUGUUGUGCUGUGGAACUCGAUCAGCCUUCUCUGGACCGCAUGUGUUGUGUUCUUGCCAGUCAUGUACAAGGAGGUGUUCUAA